This is a messenger RNA of Bipolaris sorokiniana ND90Pr, 903 nucleotides long. RefSeq lists its product as uncharacterized. Bases 1 to 870 code for a protein of 289 amino acids. The record is from RefSeq and is a predicted model, not a curated record. The transcript is spliced from 3 exons. Lineage: Eukaryota; Fungi; Ascomycota; Dothideomycetes; Pleosporales; Pleosporaceae.
AUGAAUACCUAUCCAAAAAUCUCCCUUGCGGAGCUUCCAGAUGGCUCCCAACUGCAAAUGAACUUUCCCGAUACAACUUGGUUUAAGACUCAUGGAAAAACACAACAAUUCCCGACACACGAACACUUACUUUCCCUCGUUCCAAAGGAUUCUCAUUCAAACAUAGUGAAGUUUGAAGACCUCGGUCUUGUUGUCAAAUUCGGACGACGUGUCACUACAACGGAGGCCAUCAACCUUUGGGCUGUUCGUAGAAUCUUCCAGGAAGCUGUUCCGGAAGGAAAGGGCCCCUACGUCUUCAUCUACAUGAAACUCAUCCAGGGCCCCACGCUCCGAGAGCGAUGGCCUGAGCUGUCAAGCGCUGACAAGCAAGCAAUCUGUACUGAUCUACGUGCCAUGGUAUCUUCUCUUCGGAGCCUCCGGGACGGUGAAUCACAGAAAAUCAUUGGAACUAUAUGUCAUGGUGCUGGGGAAGAUAUCUGCGUGAAAGAAAUGCCUUCGGUAAGGCCGUUUCCUUCUCGGGCUGAGUUCCACGACUGGCUUUCCUGGUCGUGGCGCCGGCGUGUUCCAGAUUCACAAAGCAUCCCAGACCCGUGGAGGGUCUGCCUUCUAGACAAUGGGCCUAUCGUUUUUACGCAUGGUGAUCUACAUCGAGGUAACAUCAUUGUCAACGCCACGAGUCCUGCUAAGGUUGUCGCAAUCAUCGAUUGGCAGUUGUCAGGUUGGUAUCCGGACUACUGGGAAUACUGUAAAGCCUUGUUCACAGCAGAAUGGGGUAAAGAGUGGCGGGACUAUAUUCAUCAGUUCUUGGAUCCUUAUCCACCAGAGUUCGAGACAUUUGAUUUCUACAUGCGGACCAAUGGCAUGUUUUGAACUUUACCACUUCCAGCGGAAGCUCCAGUUUCA